CAAAACACGGAAGUAUUGAUCACGUGACUAAAAGAUGGCGGACGACACAAACACGAAUCCUUUCCUGAGUGACGAAGACGAUUUUCUUGAAAAUGUGCCUGAAAAUGACAAUAAAUUGAAGGUUAAUGCAAAUGAGUCGCAAGAAGUAACUUGGGACUCUAUUGCCUCAAAGCUUCUCAAAGAGAAGUUAACGUUAACAGCAUUAGAACUCCAUACUGAAUUAGUUGAGGCUGGAAGGGAGCUACCCAGAUUGAGAGAUUUCUUCUCAAACCCAGGAAAUUUUGAAAGGUCUAAGGAAGAUUCUCCUCCGUCAACAUUACCAAGGACAUCUAGCAUACAAACUUUUGAUUCAUUGGAUUUUGCAAGGUAUUCAGAUGAUGGAGAAAGACAAGUUGAUGAAAGAGUUGCAGUUCUUGAGUUUGAGCUUAGGAAAGCCCAGGACACAAUAAAGUCUCUGAGAGCAAGUCUUACAAAAGAAACAGAGAAUGAGCACGUUGCCCAAGAGACUAUGAAAGAAGAAGGAAGGGAAGGUCUUUUCACUGAUGAUACUAUACGACCAAUGGAGAAAAAAGCUAUUAAUUUUGUUGUGAACGAAUAUCUUCUACAAAUCAACAACAAAAUUACUGCUGUAACCUUCUCUGAAGAAAAUGAGGAUCAAAAUUUUGAGGACUGGGAUGAUGUAGGUCUUAAUGUGCCACAACCGCCACCUUUACUUCACCUGUACAGAGACUAUAACAACCAUGUGAUGCCAGAUAAAGAUGUCUCACAUGUUGAAUGUCAGACAGAGGCUGAUGAUAACACUGCAGAAACAUUACAAGAAUCAGUCAAACAACUUGAAGAAGAGCUUGCAACUGUGAAGAAACAUUUGGGAGAGAAAAUUACAGAUUUGGAAGGGAGAUUAUUGUAUAAAGAUAAAGAAAUAAUACGACAAAGAGGUGUAGCAGAAGGGUCAGAAUCAGAUCCCCCAAGUCCUUUACAGGAGCAGUCUAUAUUUGAUGACAUUCCACCUGGAAGUUACUCCCCUGAUAACCAGUCUGAUCUGAGUGAGGAAGAAGAUCUGCAACAUUGUGACUGUGAUCACAGUUUAAAUGAAAAGUGCCCAGUCUGUGUCAGGGUGCAAUCUCCUGAGGUAUACAGACUGGAUUUUACUGAUGAGGGGGACCAGUCUGCAGAUCAGGAAGUAUUAGACCAGGUUAAUGAUGAGAAUGAAACAGGAAAUUCUGAAAAUGUAACUAAAAAGGUUGUGAAUGAUACAGAAAAACCACCUAUAAGUGAUAAAAGUGAUAAAACAGUGGUUAAUCCUGAUAAUUCCAUGCAGGAAUCCUCUAACAAAAUUGAAACUGAAAAUUCUGGUUUAGUUGCAAAACAGAGUAAAACAGUUGUUCAAAUGUCAAAAGAUCUGUCAUCAGGAAUAGAAAGUAAAGAAAAUGCAGGAAUAAAAGCCAAAAGAAAAGGGACCAAAUCAAAAGAUAUAUGGACAGAUUCAAAUGAUACAAGCAAAAAGAGACAUGACAUAUCAGAUAAUCGGACAGGAAGUAAAUCUAGUAGUAAUAGUAAGAAAGGAAAAUCAGAGAGUCAAGGUUGUGAAACUGAAAAGUCGGGUAGAAAAAUGUCAAAUGCAUUCAGCAAGGAAUUGAAGGAUGUUUGUUUUAAUGUUCCUAAGGAUAACAGGAUUAUUCUAGAGGUAUCACAGAUUACAGACACAGACACUCAGAAUGUUAUUCUCAUGUUGUCAAGGUGUCUGCCACAUAUCGUACCUAAUGUACUGUUAGCAAAAAGAGAGGAGUUAAUUCCCCUGAUAAUUUGUACAGCAAUGUUACAUCCUGACAGUAAAGAGAGGGACAAGUUGCUCAAUAUUCUCUUUAAUCUGAUCAAGAAACCAGAUGAGGAACAAAGGCAUAUGAUAUUGACAGGUUGUAUUGCAUUUGCUCAUUAUGUGGGACCAACAAGAGUAGAGGCUGAACUAUUGCCUCAGUGCUGGGAACAGAUAAGUCACAAGUAUAUGGAGAGGAGAUUGCUGGUAGCAGAAGCUUGUGGGGCUUUAGCUGGAUAUAUCCCUAGUGAAUUACGUAGCUCUCUGGUACUGUCCAUGCUACAACAGAUGUUACAAGAUGACAAGGAGGCGGAUGUUAGAGAAGCCGUAGUCCGUAGUCUCGGACUUAUCAUUGGGUUUAUAUAUGACAAGGACAAAUAUCCACAGGGGUCAGAGUUGUUGAAAAUGGCUCUUAAAGAUUCUGCUGAGAAAGUUGUAACUUCGGCAAUGCAGAUUUUUCUACCGUCUUUCGCAAUGUGGGCUUACGAGCUGGGAAAACUGGAACAUAGUUUGUUACAUGGGAUACUGCGGGACCUGGAAGAACUAGUUAAGGAUGUACCAUUUACACCAGCUGCGAUAACUUCCCAGAAGUCUCCAGGAGGUAUGAUACCACUAAAUGAAGGUCGGUUCCUGUUACAUGUCACUACAUUGGAAGAGCUGGUUCCCUUCCUGUAUGUCUCUGUACUAGAAAGUGGACCCUAUAUUGAUAAAUUGCCAGAAACCAUGGCUUCUUUGGCAGAUGGUGAAUCCACUGCAAGGAUCACAAGGUCAAAGUCACCCCUCACAGAUAUGACCAUAAUUGCAGGAAACAGAAAACGAUUGGUUGCUAUGGUGAAACUGUUUGAAGAACACAUUGAUCAAGAAUGGUUCGAGCCCUGGGAUAACCUCAGCUGGGUUGUAAAUAAUUUAAUACCAAGGUUGUUAGAGGUGGUAAUGGGAUCUGCUGUCACUUUCCCUAGAAUUGUUUCCUGUCUGGCUAAAUGCUUCUAUAAAAUCUCCACGACGUUUGGAAAAACGUUUGUUGAUAAAAAGGUGAAGCCUAGAUUUAUAGAUGUUUUGAUGAUGGGAGAAGAACAUAUAGAUCCGUCAAAUAGUUUUACAUCCAAUACAACUCCAUUUACAACAUGUGUUGUCCCUGUCUAUGCCAGUGGCGUACUCAGUGCCUUUAAUACAGAAGAAGACAAGAAGCAGCUGUCUCAGUUUUUACGAGAGGCGUUGUUCUGUCUGUCACUAUAUCAAGCACCUAAAGACAGUCUUAAGAUUGCUGUAACUGAGUUAUGUGCAAAUUCCAGCAACCAUGAAUUGUUACUGGAAGUGUUAUGGGAAGGUGUUGUACAUUCGUCACCACAGGUUCGAGCUACAGCUGCCAGACUGUUUGAGAUUGUAAUGCACAGUGUGAAUGAAUCUCUUGCAUCAGCUAGGUGCGUUCCUGCUCUCAUAACACUCGGGAGCGACCCUGUCAUAUCAGUGAGGGUUGCUACCAUUCCAGCACUUGGUACAAUAAUAGAAACUGUUACAACCAGAGAUAUAUUAGAGAAAGUAUAUAUGCAGUUGCAAACAUUCCUAGAUGAUCCAAUAUACAGAGAGGAGCAUGCGUUACAUCUUGAAUUAGUAUCCACAUUUGCACGUGUCGGACCUAAUGCUGAACAGAAAUUCAGGGAUGAAUUCAUGUUACCACGGCUUACAGCAAUGGCAUUGGAGAACAACAAUCAGACAAAUGAUGUGAAGAAAAAGGAAAUGGCUCUGCAGUUAUUUGAGGCUUACAGUGCUUUGUCAUGUUGCUUUAUCAAUUACCAGCUUGUUCAGGAAGCCAUGUUACCUGGACUAAGAUGUUUGAAACAGGAUAUGUCCCAGAUUGCGCCUGAACACGAGGAAGUUAUAGCGUCCAUGAUAAAAGAAUAUCAGUCUAAAAUUGAGACAUCCAGACCAGCUGACAAAAGCUCAAGCUUUACUGGAAACUUUGCAGCAACAGGGGAAGAUAUGAAAGCCAGGAUGAUGAAUAAACUGAAAGAGUCUACAACAAAAGCUAAUAUCUCAAGUCUUUUCAACAGAAAAAAGUAAAUUAUGAACACUUUUUGGUUUGAUGCUAAAAGUUUACAUUCUGUGAUUUUGAUUUCUUGUAUAUCAGCCUGGCGUUUCCAUGUUUGAGAUUUCAUCCGGCAUGGGUGCCAGCUGAGUCGCGUGCUUUACAAUUGUGUCACUUUGACGUAUUUAAGAAUCAAAUUGCGUGCCUAGGAUGACCUCAUUUUGUCGUGAUUAAUGAAGAUGUAAAUUCAUACUCUAUUGUAAGAAAAUAUAUCCUGGUGAAAUGCCAUUAAUUUCCACGGAAAAUGCCUUUAUUGAGGACUGGUAAAGAAUUUAAAAUAUGAUCGAAUAUGGCAUAAUAUGCAAGAAAGAGUAUCUGACUUAUGUUUGCGGUUCGGAUCGGAACCGCAACAUGUGACAGAUAGUAUUUAUAUCGAUCAGACAAUGAUGAAGUGAAAAGAAUUCCCAUAAUGAUAAACUAAGCUACUACUUUGUCUAUUGCACAACUUCAAUUUGGUGUCUUUAUUUGAUAUCCAAGUGUGUUUAUGCAAUAUAUUUCAAAUACUAAUCGAGUAAAAUGAAAAUAAGCCACACAAAAGGGAAGAAAAACUCAAAGCACUCUCCCUGACGCAAGUUUUGAUUUCAAAGAUUUUUCUGUUAUCCUCUUAAGUAAGUUACCCAAAAAUAUCCCCACCGAAAA
Messenger RNA from Ruditapes philippinarum (Manila clam), 4538 nucleotides. RefSeq names its product RAB11-binding protein RELCH homolog. Gene Ontology annotation, biological process: intracellular cholesterol transport. NCBI's taxonomy places the organism in Eukaryota, Metazoa, Mollusca, Bivalvia, Venerida, Veneridae. The transcript is spliced from 27 exons. Gene Ontology annotation, cellular component: recycling endosome; trans-Golgi network. The record is from RefSeq and is a predicted model, not a curated record. The coding region runs from base 35 to 3874 and encodes 1279 amino acids. Gene Ontology annotation, molecular function: protein binding.